UGAUAAGCUGACGAGUGAUAAAAAUAUGGGUUCGAAGGUUCGAUAUUUCAUAUCUCGAAAAAAUUCAAAUUCUUGCAUCUCUAGUGUUUUAAAAAUGAAAAUUGUCAAGUUGAUGUGAAACGUUUGAAUGUAAUUUGUGCGACGAAAACAAAAAUUGGCUACCAUCGAUCGGCCCGUUGUAAGUACUUGCAAAAAUGUGGUCAUUUUUCUCGAGAGAUGCGUCGAAAGAUUUCGCUUACGAAAUCGGAGAAUCUCUUUUCUCAAAUUCCGAAGACAGUGUUUGGAACUUACAUAAAGGCAAGAAAAAGAAUGGUGGCGACGAUGUUUCCAUUUUCCUGUUCAAUUGUCACGGUAGUACAGAAAACCAGCUCAGUAUGGCCAAGAAUUCUGUCAAACGAUUGAAGACGCUUCGACAUCCGAGUAUUUUGCAGUAUAUUGAUAGUCACGAAACAGAUAAAGCUUUAUUGCUGGUAACAGAAUUUGUGGAACCACUGAACGCGUAUCUAACCAAUUCCUGGCGAAGUAUUCAAGAGAAGGAUAUGUACUUGUCGUGGGGUAUUUUUCAGAUAACAAGAGCUUUGAGUUUUCUCAACAACGAUGGAAACUUGAAACACAACAACGUUUGCAUGGCUUCGAUAUUCGUGAAUUUGGCCGGCGAGUGGAAAUUGGGUUGCGUCGAGCAUAUGACCGGUGCUAGUGACGGCGACGGUGUUCCUAUUAAAAUAUUACCAAGUUUGGAAAAGUACAGUCCGCCUGAGAAAACCGAUUCUUUUAAUCAGCGACACAGUACCAAGUGCUCGACCGAUAUGUGGGGACUUGGUUGUCUAAUUUGGGAAGUGUACAACGGAUGUUUACCGCACCAAUCGGCGCUUCGUAGUUCGCAAAAGAUACCCAAGUCAUUUAUCGCCGUUUACAACGAAUUAAUAACCGCGAAAGCCGCUAGCCGACCAAAUCCAGCAGAUGUGAUCACGAGGUGUCGCAAGAACGACGGAUUUUUCAAAAACGAGCUUAUCGAUACGCUGUUAUUUCUGGAAGAAAUUCAUAUCAAAGAUAAAAACGAGAAAGGCAAAUUUUUCGCUUCGUUGACAUCUUUAUUAGAUCACUUUCCGGACCGCGUGUGUCGGUUCAAGAUACUGCCGCAUCUAAUAAACGCCUUCGAGUACGGCGAAGCUGGCGCAGCUGUUCUUACGCCAUUACUCAAGUUGGGAAAUUUAUUAGAAGACAUCGAGUACCAGAAAAAAAUAGUGCCUUGCGUUGUGAAGCUUUUCAAUUGCAACGACAGAGCAACUCGUAGUAAAUUACUUCAGCAAAUGGAAAGCUAUAUUGGUCAUUUGCAGGCGUCAACUAUAAACGAUCAGAUAUUUCCGCAAAUUGUUAAUGGCUUUCUGGAUACGAAUCCGAUGAUUCGAGAACAAACCAUCAAAUGCAUGAUUCAUCUGAGUCCGAAAUUGAAUUAUAAUAAUUUGAACGUCGAGAUAUUGAGACAUUUCGCUCGACUGCAAUCCAAAGACGAUCAAGGCGGAAUCCGCACCAAUACUACCGUUUGUUUAGGCAAAAUCUCCGUUCAUCUGCAUCCUCAAAUUCGUCAAAAAGUUCUCAUAUCGGCUUUUAUACGAGCCAUGCGGGAUCCGUUUCCACCAGCACGAACAGCCGGUGUGUUGGCGUUGGCGGCAACUCAGCAGUAUUUUUUAAUAUCGGAAAUAUCGUCCAGAAUACUUCCAGCAUUGUGUCAAUUGACCAUUGAUCCGGAUAAGUCGGUUAGAGAUCACGUAUUUCGUACCGUUAAAGGAUUCUUGGGAAAAUUAGAAAAAUUAUCGGAGGAUCCCACGUUACGAGAAUCAAUGGAGGCGGAUGUACACGCGUCCACGCCGAGUUUAUCUAACGCAGCGGCUACCUGGGCUGGUUGGGCAGUAACUGCUGUCACCGCCAAAUUCUAUCGCAGCCAGUCCGAAUCAGCUCGACCGUCCACGCCACGCAUUAGCCGAAGUAUUCGCAAACCAUGCUCUCUCGAGCAACCGCCGUCUAGUAGCAGUAUAUCAACGACAACUACGUCCAGCGAAGUAACUUCGUUAGGUUCUUUCGAACAGGAAGACAGAGCCUUGGAUUCGGUUUCGGAUUACGAAGAGAACUGGGAAUGCGAAAAUUGGGGCGAAAUACAGAUGAGCGAUGAUAAUUCACGAAUAUCUUCGACCAUUCUCGAUGCCGAAUAUAACGACGACAGCAGUCAAAAGACUACAGAAACAAAUACGCAAGCCGACGGUUGGGAUGAUGGCGGCGAUUGGGAUUCUAUCCAAGACAUGACUCAAAAAUUGCAAGUACGCGAUCAGCGUGAGAUUUGUUCCGACGCCGACGAAUUAACCGACUGGAGCAAUGAGAUCGAGUGCGUUGCUGAAAGCAGACGAGUUAACGUAAACCCAUCGACGACACGUGACGAGCGUAGAAUUCGAAACCGAACCAAGGAUACUCCCAUUUCGGAUUCUUUGAAAAAACCUAAACGCGGAGGCAUUACCAAGUUGGGAGCUAAGAAAUUAUAAUAGCACUUGGACGACGAUAAUGGAAUGUGCAAUUUGAUUUUAUUACUACAUACUCCUGUUACCGUGUAUCGAUCAACUUUCAGUCUACGCUCUACUCUAUUCUAAUCUGCCUACCGGAUUCUGUUCGUGAUUGUGCAACUCGAGUCGAAUCGCUGCCCAAUUUUCGCGUCUCGAUCCUCGAAUUACCUGCGUGAAGAUUUUGUGACGGUCGACGACUCGCAUAAACAGCUUUAAUUCGUCCAUUUGUACCAUUAUUGAUGGUGAAAAAAUUCUAGCUCCGUCGAGUCGAAAUGCUGAACGUUCGAAUUUGAACCGAAUAGUACCAAACGUGAUAAUCUUACGUUCGGUGUUCAGCUCAGUGUAAGUGUAAGAACGAGAAAUGAUCGUGUUGAAAAAAAUGAAAGAUAUCGAAUGAAAAAUAACCUAUAAAUAUAUUUUUACCGGAUUCUA
This is a messenger RNA of Planococcus citri (citrus mealybug), 2984 nucleotides long. RefSeq names its product N-terminal kinase-like protein yata (gene yata). The transcript has 16 exons. Gene Ontology annotation, molecular function: protein kinase activity; ATP binding. Gene Ontology annotation, biological process: protein phosphorylation. Lineage: Eukaryota; Metazoa; Arthropoda; Insecta; Hemiptera; Pseudococcidae. The record is from RefSeq and is a predicted model, not a curated record. The coding region runs from base 195 to 2534 and encodes 779 amino acids.